GCAAACAUUUACUCACCGAACCAAUCUAGUAAAUAAUAUUAAGAAAUACUGUCAAUAAAAUAGAAACCCAUUAUUAUACAAGUCAAUAGUACAGAAAUGCAGAAUAAUUGAAUGCAGAUAUUAUACUCCUAUCUUUCUCAAACAUAGGGCUCUCCAUAAACGUUGCCUUAUAAACCCAGUUAGGUCCAGUGCAGAAAUAAUUACAUAAAAGUCAGGUUUGAGGGUUCUUGUGCAAGAAUUGCGGCAGCCGCGUCGCGUCAGUCCACGAACGCGCCCGCGCACUGCCGCCGCGCCGCGAGCGCUCCGCACCUUGUGCGCUUACCUUGCACCCUCUACCGUACACUCUGUAACAAAAACCUUAAAUAAAAAACAAAUCUAUAAGUUAAAAAACAUGGGCAUUCUCCAAUCCAAUUCCCAUACUCGCGAUAUAUGAUAUCAUCCCGAUAAGGGCUGAGCAUAGUUUAGCUUCAUUUCAGUUGCGAAAUUGUGUUAUCUCGGAUAACUUAUCUCAAACUCUUGGACUCUCACCGUCUGACAGAGCAACAAAAUAUCGAUUCAAACAUGGUGUUGUGACAAAGUGAAAAAUGGUUAAAUAUUUUAGGAAGACCGUAUCCCUGUCGGAUUUGUGGGUGUCGUCCCACGAGCGUCUGAGUGAUUUCUACGCGUCGUCAUGGCAACGCGGAGAUUCGCCGAUGCCACUGCUGGUGGUGCGGAUGGUGGUGGCGAUAUUGGCGCUGGCUAUCCUGGCGUGGUCGGUGUACGAAGCGCCAUCUCCGUACUGGCUGAUAUACCUGACCAAUUGGGGAUUGGUGCUGGUUUCCGCGAUGGCUGUCAGCGGGGUCAUUGUGUCUUUGAAUGCCGCGAAGAAGGCGCUACCAGUAUUUGCUUCCAUUUCAGAGGAAGGUGUACCGCCGUGGCACGUGUCGAUGUACUGGGUGUUCUACAACAUAGCUGGCACUAUAGCCAUAGUCAUCACUCUGCUGUAUUGGAUACUACUGUUUGAUUCAAGUUCCGUCGAGGUAGAAGACCGAAUGUUCUGGCUGGAGACGGUAACGCACGGGUUCAACACUGUCCUAGUCCUGGUCGAAUUGUUCGCCUCUCGCACGCCGCUCCGCUUCGCACACAUCUACCAGCCGCUCGGCGUCGGCCUGUGGUACGCCGUGUUUUCUGUCAUAUACUACUUCGCCGGAGGCACUGAUGGGGAAGGGAACCCGUUUAUCUACGCAAUCCUGGAUUGGAGUCGUCCAGGCCCUACGACCGCACUGGUGGUGGGGGCUAUAGUGGGGCUGAUCCUCGUGUAUUCGAUACUGUGGGGUUUCACCGUAGCUCGAGACAAGCUGACUGGAUCGCUCAUCCGAACUACCAGCCAUACCUUGCCGUUUACACCACCGGAUUACGUGAAUGGAUUUGUCUGAGCUAUUGGAUUUUUGCCUUCGGAGAGAAUGACUUAUUAAGCUAAUAAGAUGAUAAAGAUUAUUUAUGAUAAAGAUUAUCUAUGAUAAAGAGUCUAGGGUACCUAGCCAGCUCACUCUAUAGCUCUUCUGUAUUGGUGCGACAGAACCAGACUGCGUUUCGAUGGCCACGUAUCGUCAACUAUUGUCACUUCGGCUAGGCCGGAAACUGUGAAUCUUACGCUGGUCAAUCAUAUCUACGUCUAUAAAAUUAGGAGUUACCUAAUCUUUGCAUAGGCAUGGCUUUCAUAAUCUUAAUUAACUUACCUUUUUGUAUGACUUUACGCGAUUGCGUGCGUAUCUCGGUUAUCAAUACAGUGAAAAAAGCAGAAGAGGUAGAUAUAUUUUUGAUAGAAACGUGGAUAUUUAUGCCUAUCCUCGAAGUUAAUGGAGCAAUAUCUAAUGACAAAAUGAGCGGGCAAGACAUAACGCCGGUAUUUCACAUCGAGACGGUAGUGGUGAAACAUAUGUCGAUGCUGAGGACGGUGAUUAUUAUUGCGAAAGAAAUAUCUACAUCAACAAUAUGUUACUUCAGUCUGUAAAAUUUGCCUGUAAAAUCAGGCAUUAUACACCGUGUUUCACUUAACACUAAAAACCUGAAAACCGUUUGUUCAGAAUCGAGAGUAGAAUCGAUUGAGCUAUAUCUUGAUGGGGGUAAUAUUUUUAUUUAAAUUAGUAUUAUUUGUUA
Messenger RNA from Leguminivora glycinivorella, 2139 nucleotides. RefSeq names its product protein rolling stone-like. NCBI's taxonomy places the organism in Eukaryota, Metazoa, Arthropoda, Insecta, Lepidoptera, Tortricidae. The transcript is spliced from 4 exons. Bases 585 to 1415 code for a protein of 276 amino acids. The record is from RefSeq and is a predicted model, not a curated record. Gene Ontology annotation, cellular component: membrane.